Messenger RNA from Paramecium sonneborni, 994 nucleotides. The record is from the annotation of a GenBank genome assembly. NCBI's taxonomy places the organism in Eukaryota, Ciliophora, Oligohymenophorea, Peniculida, Parameciidae.
GUUAUACUUAUGCGUUAACCAUCAUUGUUUUCACCAUAAAAACAAGCAAGAUUUGAAAAGUCUAAUAAUUCAUCUGGAUUUGCAACCUUUUAAAGUACUACUUAAUUGAAUUCUAAAUAAUUGGCUGACUUUAGAAAAGAUCUUCGUAACAAUGUAUCAUCUAGAGAACCUUUUACUUCUUAAUAAGAGAAAUCACCUUAAUUAUUUGCUUCCUGGACGAAAGCAGAAAGGAUUGUUUUGUAAUACAUAAUUCUAUAUUUCUUAGAGAAGAAUAAAAGGUCAAUAAAAAAUCACCCAAAAAGUCAAGAAUUCUUGGUGGACUCAAUUAUGAUGAAAUCUUUGAUAAUAAUAGACCAUAAUCUAAAAACAGAAAUAAUAAAAUUGAUUAAUUAUUUCAAAAAUCAUCUGCUAAUGAUUUCUAUGACAAUUCCUUUACUUCAUUUCCUAAACCUUUUUUAUAAAAUAAAACUUUCGGUUCAGGCUUUAAAGAUUCCCCUUAAAAAUCUAAGGAAAAAUUAGAAAGAUUUAAAAAUUGGGAUAAUAGACUUGAUGUUUAAUUGAAAUUAUAAAAUAAAGCUAUUUCGAAUAGAGUAUCACCUUAAGGAGAUAAACCUCUAUUUUAUAAAUAUGUUAAUGAAGUUUAAAAAGGACUUUUUGAUAAUACUUCUCCUAAUAUUUUACCUAAUUAAAUUCCUAAGGUGAAUUUAUUUGAAUCAAAGAAGUAAACCUUCUCUUUUAAUGAUACAUUUAAUGUUUAAAAAUCAAAUUCAUUUUAAAGAAAUCAUUCUCCUUAACUUUCUAAUCGAUUUAUGGAAAAAAUUCCAUUAACAGAAAUUGUAAGAAUGACAUCUCAUUUUUCAUUAUUGUCUACACAAGAAAUCGGAUAAAUCUCUAAAGGGUAAAAAUAUUUAUAAUUUUUAGAUAUGUAUCAGAGCUAAGUAAUUUAGCUGAUAUUUUAUAACGUAUAGUAAAGCGUUCAAAUAAAUAUAGUUGA